Messenger RNA from Mesorhabditis belari, 711 nucleotides. The record is from the annotation of a GenBank genome assembly. NCBI's taxonomy places the organism in Eukaryota, Metazoa, Nematoda, Chromadorea, Rhabditida, Rhabditidae.
AUGAAAAACUCGAUGACGGCCAACCGGGUUUUCCACAUUGUCGAGUGCAUUUGGUCAUUUUGUAUCCCGUGUGCGGUCAUCGUCAUCAUGGAUACUUCUGUUGUGCUUGAAUCAACGUCAUUUCGUUGGUUUCGCGUGAAGAAAGGAGAGUUGAAAAGAAGGAAAAGCGCACUCGAAGAGAUCAUAAAACUCACAAGAUCGAAUUCGGGGAGAAUGAAGGCUCGUCAACAGCGUGCUCUUUGUCGUUGGUUGUUAAUCGCUUUGAUUUGUGUUCUUUUGAACACCCCUGAGAAUACGAUUCGUCUGAUUAGUCUUUUUGGGAUCAUGGAAGGAUUCAACACAAGUCCCUAUUACUUCAUUGCCCGGAUGCUUGCUCAAGUGCUGUAUUUCAGUCAAUUCGCUUUCAAUGCGAUCUACUUAGCGCUUUUUGUGUACGACAAGAGUAGCCGAGCAAAACAUGUACAUGAUGGAAGCAAUUAUAAUUCACAUGCUGCUCUCCCUCAUCCACUGAGAUCUCGUCGUGGGUCCACAUGUUGUGAGAGUCCGCCGUUGGCCCCAAGGACGAGUCCGCCGAUGAUUCCAAACGGGAAACUCUUGCAUCCACAAAUGAGUCUCACAACAAGUCGAUCACUUCUCGAUCCAUUGUUCUCAUCGCCGGAAAUCUCAUCGAGCGAUCUCGCAGAUCUCGCAGAGCGAGAGAUAUCGCAUAAU